Malaya genurostris is the source of this 1984-nucleotide messenger RNA. Its product is annotated as forkhead box protein I1. Bases 228 to 1724 code for a protein of 498 amino acids. The transcript is spliced from 5 exons. The record is from RefSeq and is a predicted model, not a curated record. NCBI's taxonomy places the organism in Eukaryota, Metazoa, Arthropoda, Insecta, Diptera, Culicidae. Gene Ontology annotation, biological process: regulation of transcription by RNA polymerase II. Gene Ontology annotation, molecular function: DNA-binding transcription factor activity, RNA polymerase II-specific; RNA polymerase II cis-regulatory region sequence-specific DNA binding.
GAAAAUAUUAUCAAAAAAACGUGCUCAAACAUCCGAUGAAGCAGGUAGAAAAGCAUAUGAAAUGACAAUUCAGUGAUACGCAAAAAGAAGCUUGUUCGGGUUAGCGAAGAGAAACGUGAUAUCCACAUCAUCCUUCAAACGACCCACUUAUUUUUCCGCAAACAGCAAAUCAGAAUCCGAAGGAGCCCGGAAACGAACUCUUUGUAUCACAAGAACCAGCGGACAGAAUGACGCAGCUGGAAGAUGACGUGUUAUUGAAUAAUUUGUUGAAAUUCCCCGGGACUAUCAUUAUCUACAACAAUGACCUGAACAGCUACAAUUACGUUCUGAAUGGUCACAAUUCGAUUCCACUAGCCACUAAUAGCACACCGCUAGAAAAUGGUUCAAUGGAUUUGAACGGCGCAGUAUCGAUCAAUGUAGAAACGAUCCCAUCAGAACCUCCCCUAGAGUCCCCAGCGACAUCAACAUCGACGGACUCGCUGCAAAGUCAGCACGAUGACAUCUGCAGCGCCAGUAACAGUAGCCUUGUAACGGACUCGGCGGCCAACACCUCCGGUAGCAUCCAGGAGGACUGCGACGGAGAAGAAGUGGACAUCGGAGACGACUCGGAACCGGAACUGACCAACCUCUCCUGGUUAACGGAAUUGAAAAACAUUACCAAUCUAACGCCAUCCGAUGCACCACUGACGGAUCUCCCGACGGCUCGUUUCAAUAAAUUUAUAGCUCAAGUACGAAGAAGUCGCGAAUCGUACGACAAGCACAAGGAUCAGUACAUGACUCUAUCGAAUUCAGAAGAGAAACCACCAUUCAACUAUGCGCAAAUCAUCGCUAUGGCCAUGUUGGACGAAGGCCGGAUGACACUGAAGCAGAUCUGUAAAUGGAUACAAGAAAAAUUUGUCUACUACAAAGUUCAUAAAAAUUGGAAUAACUCCAUCCGCCACAACUUAUCGUUGAGUUUCUACUUUACAAAAGUUUCCCGAGCCAAAGAUGAAAAAGGCAAGGGUGGCUAUUGGGAACUUUCCAUGGACGUAUCCAAAAGUGAACGGAAGCGGAUUCGAGUGCGACAGCGCAAUCGAGGUAAAUCUACCGGGUCGUCAGCUCGUAACCGAAAUCGGUUACGUAAAUCAAGCAACGACAAUGUAUCUGCAAGUAAUGAUAAUUUACCGUCACUGGACGAAAUUUCUUCUGCAAAAAGUCCCGACGGAAACAACAACAAUUCAAGUGAUAUCAUCACCAAUACCAACACAAGUGCCGAAAGUAUUUCCGAAGAUGAUCAAAUCAUUCAAACAGCCAUCAUGGACACCACCAACCCCGCCGAAGUCGGUUCCACAAGCGAACAAGCUUACAGGCCGAGUGAAUCGUCGGAGAUUGCCAUACUCGAAGAACAGCUGAUUAAAACAAGUGCCUUGGUAGAGAAUGAUACCCUGAAUUUUGAUUCUAUCAUAAACGCCGAAACUACCAGCAAUAUAUUUAGGACUCUGAACGUUGACGAGAUUUUCUCCGGAAACGAGAUACCCCAACCCGCCAACGACGACAUAAUCGUGCCGUUCUUCGGCAAUAAUGGCCAACAAACGAUCCAGACUGGACCCAACGUUAUCGUGGAAACGAUUCCCUAUUUCCUUCCGGAUAUGGUCAGCUUUGAUGAUCAGGAUUUUGGCAAUCUGAUCAACAUCAACGAACAGGAGAUCAGCGACGAGUUCCUCAACGAGCAUGGCUUUCUAUAAAUUUACGAAUUUCGUUCUAAACCAAUACUGACUGUUGGUGCCUUAGUCAACCAGUGUUUAUUCCGUCCAAGCCAUAGAAAACCACUAGUCCCUACUAGUAAGAUUUUAGUAGUUGUAACAAACAAUAGACUAAGGGAAUCGCAAUGUAGCGUGGCAUACAACGAUGCCAUGAAGAUUGAUAAUCGAGAUUGUAAUGCAACUGCAUCGCAGAGUAAGAAGUCUGAAGAGUAACACAUUUUUUCUAAGCUGUUGAAACUAUG